Seriola dumerili (greater amberjack) is the source of this 3941-nucleotide messenger RNA. It is a transcript of the gene ddah1, whose product is annotated as dimethylarginine dimethylaminohydrolase 1. Lineage: Eukaryota; Metazoa; Chordata; Actinopteri; Carangiformes; Carangidae. Gene Ontology annotation, biological process: positive regulation of nitric oxide biosynthetic process; arginine metabolic process. Bases 329 to 1177 code for a protein of 282 amino acids. The record is from RefSeq and is a predicted model, not a curated record. The transcript has 7 exons. Gene Ontology annotation, molecular function: amino acid binding; dimethylargininase activity.
CUUUUUUUACAUCAGGGGUCUCAAUAAGUCCCCUUCACCGAAGUUUUCCAAUUAUUCCGAUUGAUGAAAACAUUCACCAGAGGGAAACGAAAUGCGUAAAGACGCAACAUAAACCGUUAUUAUGACCAUGAACGGCUAAAGAGGACAUUUUGCAUGAGAGCAGACUGUUUGUUUGUGUUUAUAGGGAUCGGACAUCUCUCUACUUCUCUCUCCCCCGUAGCCUCCUGUGUAGACUUAACAUAACGAUACACACUGAGACAGCAGCACUGAACCAGACGGCCGAAGAGCCUCUCCGAUUUGAGCGUGCCAAGUGAAGGGAAAGCAAAACAUGGCUGGUUUAAUGGCAGGUUUUGGUCAUUACACCCACGCCGUCGUCCGGGGAAUCCCCGCGUCCCUGGCCAAAGAAGCGCUCCGGAGCAGCCAGUCGGAGGUGAACCUCACCAAGGCGCAGAAGGAGCACGAGGCGUACGUCGAGGUCCUGAGGACGAGGCUCGGGCUGGAGGUGGUCGAGCUCCCCGCGGACGAGUCGCUCCCGGACUGCGUGUUCGUGGAGGACGCGGCCGUGGUGUGCGGUGACACGGCGCUCAUCACCAGACCCGGGGCAGAGAGCAGGAGGAGAGAGACGGAGGUCAUGAAAGGAGCUCUGAAGGAUCUGAGUCUCAACAUUGUGGAAAUGACUGACGAGAACGCCACACUGGAUGGAGGAGAUGUGCUCUUUACAGGUCGAGAGUUCUUCGUGGGUCUUUCCAAACGGACCAAUCAGAGAGGAGCAGAGAUCCUGGCAGAUGCUUUUAAGGACUACGCUGUGUCUACUGUGCCUGUGCUGGAUGGGCUGCACCUGAAAAGCUUCUGCAGCAUGGGGGGACCAGGCCUGAUUGUCAUCGGCUCCAGUGAACCAGCACAGAAAGCCCUAAAGAUCAUGCAGCAGAUGAGUGACCAUCGCUAUGACAAACUGACAGUGCCUGAUGACCUCGCUGCCAACUGCGUCUACAUGAACCUGCCUAAUAAGGGACAUGUGCUCCUGCACUGCACGGCAGAUGAGUUUCCAGAGAGUGCAAAGGUGUUCGAGAAGUUGAAGGACCACAUGCUGAUCCCUGUGUCCAACAUGGAGAAGGUCAAAGUGGAUGGAGCCCUCACAUGCUGCUCUGUGCUCAUCAACAAGAAGGGCAACAUCUGAGCUCGCUCAGCAGGGGGUCCCAGUGCACGGCAACCAGGCACAGCUUGUAUCCAAUCACCAAGGAUCCCGAGGUUUGACAAAACUAUCUUGGUACUUAGAGGAGGGAUAACUUUAGGGCAAGUUGGUUGAUGCUGAGGGACAAAGAAAAUAUAAACUUUUCCCCAAAAACAUCAAAUCACAUUAAAAUCUCUUAAAAAGUGUGCAAAUAGUUCAGGUGGCAUAAAACACGAUUAGUUACAUGUUUUCUAUGUCUCUAUAAAAAUUAGGAUAUUGCAUAAAAUUUGUCUUAUUUUGUUCUUGAUUUGGAUUUAUUCUAACAUUUCCUACAAAAAGCUGAAUAAGAGGCAAAAGAACAGACCCAUGUUGAGCCAUAUGUUCCUGAUAGUAUUUGUUCUUGUCUGCAAAUAAUUAAAAUGUUAUUUACAAAUCUUAUUCUAAUUAACUAAUUACCCCGGGCGCCCCUGCUUGUGUGUAGACCAAUCCUUGCACUGGACCAAGAAAAUUAGAUGGAUCUGUUUGAUAAAUAGUUUUUGUUGCCAUUGAAAAGUCUUACCAAUGUUGCACUGCAAAUUUAUAAAUUACACAACUGACAGACAUCUACAAUGAAAAAUGUAUACAGUUAGUUUUUACUGUUUACAUGCACCCGUUUUAACUGUGACUUAAUUUUUGUGUGUUUGGUUACAUAAUGCAAAUGGGUCUCAGUUUGUGAUUCUUUUUUCAAGAACUGUAUUUAGGUAAGGUGUAGGAUGGAGGAAACAAAUCCUGCUACUGCUGUAAUAUGAAAACCUUAAUGUCACUGUUGCUAAUUAACAGCUUUUAAACUUGUUUGUUGAAUUCCUGCUGUUUUUUUUUUUUGUUUUUUUUUUAAAGUUGGUGCUGAGGUAAAUUUCAUGAUCGUCCUUUAUUUUAAAGCCACUAACAAACCAUUAUGUAUUUUAGAAAGAGCAUCUAUCGGGAUGAUUUGAUUUCUUAUUCUGAAAAUGCAGUUCUUGAAAAUCCUGCUGGAGACAUGAGCUUUUGGUAUGAUCACAUGAUCAGUGUUAUGGUUUUUUGUGAUUUGUUAUGAUUUUGUGAUUGAUAUUGAAAGUACUGCCAUUGAGACCUGAGGUGCUCUUACCUUUCAUGACUAUUGUUUACUCAUCAUUGCCAUUGAUUGUAGAGUACUGGAGAAAAUACUUUUGACUCAUCCUUAACACUUGCCACAAGCUAGAGAAGCUAACAGUAGCCUGUUCAUUUAUUCUACGAGAACCAUCUGUGGCCAUUUUGCUGCAGCGCUCUUGCUUCCCUCCUGGUAAACAUUUCUUAUUUGUGGAGAUGCAAGCUCAAUCAUCUGUGCCAACCUGCAGAGGACAGAUAAAAGCCUCCUGUGUAGGAAAUGGAUGUUUUCAUUAUUAUAAGGUGAACUAAGCUUUUCAUUGAUUCCAACAUAACACCUCUGCUCCUUUUAAUGUGCAAUGCCUGUAUGGAAAAUCUGUGACUUUUGCUCCUGCUGAAUGAAUCUGAAGGCCCUGUAGUUUUCUCACAUCAUCGGUUCUGCCUGUGUUGUCGAUUAUCUGGUUCCCUUUUUUUUUUCCUGUCGGGUAGUUUUUACUCUAAAACUGACUUAAAGCAUGCUGUGAAGCUGAUGUCGGUUCCACUAAAUCUAGUAGCACCAAAUGUGACUGCAGUGAGAGAGUUUGCACUCAGCAUGCAGAACAAGCUAGCUGCCCGGUUGGUGUGUUUCCAUGUGUGUUAACGAUGGUAGCUGCCAGCAGGCGUUAAAAGGAUGUUGAUUAGCUCUGUUGUAGUGGCCUUGUGUCUGUUAUUGCAGAAUUCAUGCUUGAGGCCUGCACACAUGACAACACAGCACAUCUCUAGUGUAAAUACAUUAUAUACUGUAUGUUAAAGCCCAUCGCAUUUGAAACUAUGUUGUUUCUCUUAGUGAUUGUAAGUGAAAGUUAAGGAAAUGACAUCAGGAGGUGAUUCAACCUCCCUCCAUAGACAUUUGCGUAUGGGCAAGUGGGCAGUGAUGAAACAUGGAAAGAAUUCCUGUUGGGAGGAGAGGCUUGUACGCCAGUAAACACUGACUCUCUUAAACUUCUCUUUCUCUCUCUUGACUGUCUCACUCUCAACAUUCGCUUUCUCCCACACUCUGCUAUUGCCUCAUAGAUGAUUCUGGGCUAAUUUAUGGCCAUGAUAUCAUACAGUCUGGCAAACACUGUAGAUGUGAUGGCCUGCCAUUAAAGUGUGACACUAGUAGUAUAUUUUACAGAGGGCGGCUAACGGGAUGCAGGGUGAUAGCAUAGUUGCAAAGCAUCCAGUUCUUAUCCUCAUGUAGUUACUACAGGAGGCUGAGCAAGGCAGGACCAGUCAUACACUGUCUGAUCACUACACUGCAGCUAUUGGGUUUUAGGCAAGUAAAGUCAUUUCAUUUAAGAUUGUCAUCAUCUCUCACACUGCUCCAAACCACUUCUUUGUUGUUCAGCUCUGAGACACUGUAACCUUUUCCUACUGCUGAUUUUAAAUCAAAUAACAUUUAAUACAUUUUUGGUUCUUGGCUGGCAAAGCUGCAUGUGAGUAACUGCUCCUGACUUUGUUGAAGGUUGUUUAUCCUCUUACUAAUCCCCUCAUUCAUCCCAGUAGUCAUGAUGUUGUGAUUGCCCAUGUUCCAACUCAGGUCUCUUGGUUUUCAUACAAGUUGUGAGUAAUAAUUCUUUGAGUCAUGUUAAAUUGAGCCUUUCGUCUACUUUGUGUAAUAAAUUAACAUCUAGCAUUCAGCUGUGUU